This is a messenger RNA of Thamnophis sirtalis, 3666 nucleotides long. RefSeq names its product CRACD like (gene CRACDL). Lineage: Eukaryota; Metazoa; Chordata; Lepidosauria; Squamata; Natricidae. The record is from RefSeq and is a predicted model, not a curated record.
GGUCUGCGCCCCGCCUCUUAUUUCUCGCUCUCGGUCAAGGUGCCUUGUGGGGCUCUCCUCCCUCUGGCAAUCCCUUCCCUGCCUGAGGCCGACGGAAAGAUGUCACCAGUCAGUAAGAAGACAUUCACCCAUUCUUCUUCUUAAGGUGGACUAGAACUGAGUAAGAGGGAAUUCAAGGAUACCAUAGAAUAGAUGACCAUGACUCCUCCCUUUUCUUGUGGAUUGCUUUCAUGGGCCUUAAAUUCAGCGUGGUUCCUUGAUCACAAAUAAAUAAUCUUCACAUAAAAUUUUACAAGAUUAAAAACCUAGCCUAAUACUGCAGAAAUUGUGCUAGUUCACUUAAGAGACUACUACAGUGUAUGAAUUUUACAAGGACAAUGGAUACCAAGUUUCAAGAAGCAGAAGGAUUUGGGGAAGAAGCUUCAGGAAAGAAGAAGUCAAAGUUUAAAUCUAUUAAAAAGUUCUUUGGGAAAAGAAAAAGGAAAGAAACAUUAACAUCUUCAGGAAGUGAUAAUAUCAACACAUGUCAGUCCGCAAUUGAUAUCUCAGCCACACCAUCUAGGCAUAUAGAUUAUGAUUCUGAAGAUGAUCUGCAAAUGCACAGAACUAUCAUGGGAAACAGAGCUUUGUCACAUGACAGCAUUUUCAUUUCUGAGACUCCACAAGAACCACCUAGGCCAGUUCGAGUAUUUUCUCAGGAAAAUGUUUCUGACCGAAUUAGGACUUUGCAGGUGAAACUCCAGCAAAACUGGAAGAUGGGCCUCUCCUAUCCAUUUGGAACGCCUUCCAAAAAACAAGAAGAUGCAGGAAUGAGUUCAGAAGAUGAUGGCUUACCCAGGAGCCCACCAGAAACAUAUUUGCUACAAGAAAUUCUAAAUCCCAAUACACCAAAGUUUUCAGACUCUCACAAGCAUCAUAGCGCUUUGAGUUUAACUGGAACGGGCAGUGAAGAAGAAGAACAGGUUACAAAAAGUCCUUCAAGAUCCUGUUCUACAGAAAGUCAGCUGUUCUCCCAUCAGUCAAAAGCUAAAAUUAUAACCGAACAAACAUUUGAUAGCAGCUGUUUGCCUACUGCUGAUUUUGAUAUUCUUCCGGAAUUAUCCUCUUGCUUGGAUAAUUCUGCGGCUAAGCACAAGCUUUCAAUAAAACCACGGAACCAGAGAUCUAGUAAAAUAAGAAGACUACCUUUGAAGAAAUUAUCUGAGUCUCAGAAUGACAUGAUCUGCACCCUUGAGGAAGAUGAAAGUGUUGAAAAAGAAGUACUGGUUGAAGAGCUUUACAAAGCUGUGACUUCCAGCCCACAGGAACUGACUAACAAUGCAGCUUUGUCCAAUAUAGUUUUCUCCAAGUUUCAGCCUUUGAGUCACCCAGAUGAAAAGACUUACAUGUCACACUCCACUUCUCUGAUGGAGUCACAUUGUUCUGAGGACUCUUCAGAUGGCGGUGAAUCUAUUCAAGGAUCAGUACACAUUAUAAGGCAAUCUUCAACUUCUGACCCUAAAGAAAAUAUUGUUCCACUACAUGACAAAGAGCAUUGUGAAACUUUAGAGAUGUCCCCUAAGAAUUUAAGUACUGUGCCCUUAAGUAUUUUAGACCAAGAAAAUAAACAGAUUUCUGGUAUUCCAUCCAAAAGUGACACAGCAACUACUAAAAAUAUCCCUGCCAAAAAUUAUAUGACUGCGGAAUCAGAUGCAUCAGAGAAAAAACCAUUGAAAGAUGCUAAGGAAACUUUGGAAAGUGUUUCCAACAAGGAAGCUACGAAGAGAACAUCUUUAUUGGCCAAUUCUGUCAUUUCUUUAUCCACAAAUCCUUCCCAGCUUCCAAAUUUACUCCAUUCAGAGAACAGUGGUAUUUCUCGGGCUUCAUGCAGAAACUCUUCAUUGGAAGAGAGAACUUCUUUGAUUCAAGGCAAAGUGAAAGCAACUCAAGAGAAACUGGAAUCUAAUGAUGAAGAACGUCUCUCAGCUGUAUCUGAUAGUAUAUUGGGAGGUAAAACAGAGAAAGAAACCAAUGACCUUAGUGGCUUGAGAAAGUUUUCAGUGUCAUCAGCACGGUGGAGAUCAAGAUCUAACAGCCUGAACACUAAGGAGGCUUCAGAGCAUGAAAAGCCUCUUGCCAUGCAGGUAAAUUUCUCCACAAAGGGUGAAAAGACAAAGAAGGAUGUUGAGAUGAACUCUUCAAAAGAGAAAAACAGGUGCUUUAAUAAACAAAAAUCUUCAUUAGAAUCAGAAUCUGAUAUUCCUGGUCGAGCAUUAGACUCAAAGACUUUUGCCUCGCAGCCUUUGGGUUCAAAACCAGUAUUGAGCAACUCUUUUGGUAAUCUUCUGCAGCUGUCAAAUCCAAGCCAUUCAAGCUCUGAGAGCCAAAAUCCCUUCCAAGUCAAACUUAGGUCCACAUCUUUAUCGUUAAAAUACAGAGACAUUGGAAGGGAAUCAAAGGAAAGGAAAGGAGAUAAUGCUGAACUUAAUUUAGUAAAAGAAGAGGUGACUUCAUCUUCACCGAAAGUUGAAAAAGGAGAAAUCAGGAAGACAAUAGAUGGAAAUGUUACUCAUUUGUCCAAUGACAGCUUUAAAACUAAAUUAAAAUCCUCUGAACAGGGAAACACAAAACCUCCACUGCCGAGAAAACCUGCUUUGCAACACUCCAGUAUUACUAGCCUUAACACAAGCACAGAAAAGCAGGAAAAGAUAACCAAAUAUCCAGAACUUAAAACAGAAAGCAGAAAUGUGGAAAAGAAGCAGAAUCCCUCUGAAGUGCCUGAAACAAGUUUGUCUUCUCCUGUGACUGCUGCAGACUAUGGAAGACCAACUGAAAUGCCAGCUUGGAUUAGCAUAGCAAAGCAAAAGCAAAGGAUUGUUGAACAAGACCUUAGCAAAGAAGAGAAACCAGAAGGACAGGCUAAAGCAGAUGCAGAAAAACAAAUAAAAGAGAAGGAAACAAUGGAAGAAGCAGUAAGGCAACACUCAGAUUUGCCUCAGAACACAGUGUCAUCUUCCCCAUUCACAGCUUCUGCUGGAGAAACAAAGAAAGAGAUGAAGCUAGAAACACAAGACUCUUCACUAAGAAAUAGCUUAUCAUCCCAUCAGAACCCUGCUCAGCCAUCAUUGCCAAUUGAAAAAGAAGAUGUAAAGCCACUUAAGAAGGUUGGUCAUUCUCCAGAUCAACCCUCAUGGAUGGAACUUGCCAAAAAGAAAUCUCAAGCAUGGAGUGACAAGCCACAGAGGAUAAAAUAGAUAAAUAAUUUUGGACUUUUUUACGCAUCCACAUCAGCACUCAUCAGUGGUUCAAAUGUUUCAGUAAAACAAAAAUGUUGAGUUUUCAAGCUAAACUGGUUCAACUGAUAAGGAUAAUAAAACUAUAGUGCACCAAAGAGGCCACAAUGCAAGAGUAUCAGAAGAGUCACCACAUUUGUACAGUACUAUAGGACUAUUCUUGAAAAUAUCUGCAAGCAAUUUAGCUUUGGCAAGAAUUUAUUGAGAUGAAAAAUAUUGCUUAUUGUGUUUCCUUUCAUUUUUUUCACCCAUAAAAAGUUAUGCCAUGAAUAUAGUUAGAAGUUUAAUUAAAAUUAGAUAACUGUUCCUUUAAUGCAGUGAGAAUAAUUGUCCAAUCAAAAUGUCUCUUCUGAGAUAUAUCAUUGCAUCAGACUAGAAGAAAAAUAUAAUUUCA